GCCCAGGCCCAGGGUAUAUGGAGAACAAAAUUUGUGCGUAUUGCGUAUUGCGUAUGCCUCCGCCGCUAGCUAGUUCUUGGUAUUGAUUGGCCAAUGGCCAUAGAAAGCAUAAUUUUGAUCCAUUCCCCGGAAAAAUGACGGCACCUAAUGCUCCGCCCACCACCACCACCACCACCCAGGCCUACGGAGAAUCAUGGUACUGGGACAACCGCUACGCCCACGAUCCAUCCACCUUCGAUUGGUACCAGAAGUACCCAUCCCUCGCCCCUCUCCUCCGCCUCUACUUUCCUCCCACUCCCCACCACCCAAUUCUCGUCGUCGGCUGUGGCAAUUCCGCCUUUAGUGAAGGCCUGGUGGAUGAUGGAUACGAUGAAGUUGUCAAUAUUGACAUCUCCUCAGUGGUGAUUGAAGCAAUGCAAAAGAAGUAUGCUAAUCGCCCGCAGUUAAAAUAUAUGAAAAUGGAUGUCCGGAAUAUGAGUGCCUUUGACACAAGGUCCUUUUCUGCUGUUAUUGAUAAAGGGACACUGGAUUCUCUAUUGUGUGGACACAACUCGCGGCAAAAUGCUGGUAAGAUGCUUGAGGAAGUCUGGAGGGUCCUCAAGGAUAAAGGAGUAUAUAUUCUGAUUACAUAUGGAUCACCAGCUUAUCGACUACCAUUAUUGAAAGACUUGUCGUGGACAAUUAAGCUGCAUGUGAUAGAGAAACUUGCAUCGGGAAAUAGUUCACAUCAAACAACGGACAUUACCUGCCCGAUUCCAUUAGAUGUCAAUGGUGGUUCUGUAGAAGGUGCUGUAGGGAUGAAGGCUGAUGUCCACUAUAUUUAUGUAUGCAUAAAGCCUCCACUUUGUCAGGAUAACUCCGAAAGAGUGAAGGAUGAGUCUCCAAUGGAAGGAUGAAGAGAUGAGGAUCGCAUAAGGAUUAUUGUUCUGCCCAUAAUUAUUCCUUUUGUUAGUAAUAAACUAUGGUUGGGGCCUGGGUAUGAUAGCUAUUUAAUAGUAUGAGGUGAUCAAAUACGUGGGAGGGCUGAGCUCUGUAGAUACAGUGUAAAGCAUUGUAUCCCUGGACAUUGCAUGAGUUUAUGUAAUUGAACAGUAUGAUGGUUUUCCAUCAAAAGAAAGAUGAUUGCAUGGGUUGAAAA
Molecule: messenger RNA, 1138 nt
Organism: Sesamum indicum (sesame)
Lineage: Eukaryota; Viridiplantae; Streptophyta; Magnoliopsida; Lamiales; Pedaliaceae
Product: S-adenosyl-L-methionine-dependent methyltransferases superfamily protein
Molecular function (GO): S-adenosylmethionine-dependent methyltransferase activity
Source: RefSeq, a predicted model, not a curated record